AUGGAUCAAGAGGAUUGGGAGGAUGAUUUCAUUUUCAGUAAUCGAGAUAUUUUAGACGGCGAUGACGACGACGAUGAUGAUGAUGAUCCCCACGAUGACCUCAAUCAGCUCGAUGACCUCGAUCACCACGAUAUCCUCACCCUUGAUAGAAAAUUAAGCCUAAAGCCGCGUAACAGCAUCGAGUCCUCUCUCCACUCUUCUUCCUCUUCCUCUUUCAACCACUGUUACAGCUCACCGACGACUUCAAUCGAUGACGAUGGCCGUGGUGCACACGUUGUGGACGACGACGACGACGAUUUCUUCCAAGACAUCCACCUUCCUCAGAACAUAAACCUCCACUCAAGACUCCUCCAAAAUCUAAACAAACCUGACGAUUUGGAUGCUUCCGAGGAUUUGGAUUUAUCUCAAGACAUAAAGCUAUCACCGAGUAGAAUUCAGAAUUCCCUGCUCAAACGAGCUUCUGCCAAGAAACCGCGCUCUUCUGCACCUGCAAAGUUUACCCCUGCACCACCAAUCCGCUCUGUACACAGAAGAGGUUCUCUCUCUUCGAUUCCAUGCGAGCCUCCACAGUCUCCGUCAAAAAACACCCAACCAACUCUCCGCAACGCUAAAUCUACCUACAACCUCUCUCAAUCCAGACUGACUGCGCCUACUGCUUCUUCACUCGCCAAAUCUAAGCCACCCAAGACACGCGCACCCAAGACACGCGCACCCAGCUUUUCUAUCCCUGCUGCCCGCGUUGCUAUGCCAUCCACCGCAAAGCUCCUCACACGACCCAAGAAUUUGAAGAACCUCAAGCUCAACUCUAAUGCGCACUCGCAAUCCAACUCCAACUCCCACUCGAAUUCAAUCUGGGGCGACGGCAGUGAGCUGGAGCUUUUUGCCGAUUUGGAGAACGAACAGGAGCGUGAGCGUGUAAAUGGCAGUGGGGAUGAAUACAGCACCAUCAAAGCGCAGCCUCCCAACACGCUUACACGAUCCUCCUCACCCAGCUCAACUAGUUCGAUCAGAGGACAGCGGAUGCAGGUGCAGAUGCACAGACCUGCGACAGUGAGACAACGCCCAUCGUUGUUCAACACUUUUGCAGAUACACGAGAUACACGCGAGUCGAUUACGAGUACACAGACGCAGACAGAUGCACAUGCCCAUAGAACCACAAAACCUCAACCUCAACCACCACCAACUAUAUCACUGUUGCAGCGGCACACACACACUCAAGCAAUUGACUCGCACUCACACUCACGCUCCAACUCACCCACAACUAUACCCAACCUCCACUCCCACUCCACAGCCACGGCCCCAACACUAUCGUCAGAAGCCAAGCGGCGUGAGCGUGUGCUAUCGCCGUCCUAUGCGCACAUACAGGUGCAGAUGCAGCAACAUCAACAGCAACAGCGCUCCCUUUCGCCAAACAGUAACAGCAAAAGCCGUAACAACACAAAUACACACGCACACGCACCACGCACCAGGAAAACCCUCCGCAAAAGCCAUCGACCGACGCUGAUCAAGCAGCUGGGCAAGGAAGAGGUGCGCAUAGUAGGCGACAUGAAGUAUGAUCCGCUGACGCGCAAGUGGGAUGGCAACCACUACGAGCCUGCCCUCAGGGAGCUAGAGAGGGCAAAGGAAAGGGAGAGUGGCGGUGGGAGUAAGGGUGGUAGCGAGGGAGUAAGUGUGCGUCCAGCGCUAAUAACUCACUUUGGUGCAAAUAGAAGUAGGAGCAAUACCAAUAAUACCAGCAAUACAAACAACGUACACGAUAAUGCGCACUCCAUUGAUGGUAAAAGCACUACUAGCGACACCCCCCUCAACACCUCACAUUCAAAACCCCACUCCACCAGCUAUCUCAACCAACCGACCAAAGUCGUCGGCGAUAUGGUGUUUGAUCCGGUGCGUAUGUGCUGGCUCACUAAUGCGCAUGACGACGAGGAUGUCUUCGCCAAUCUCAGCAGCUCGUCUAGCAGCUCGCGCGGAUCGCAGCAGGUGCGCGAUCAGACUGCUAUGACGGUUUUGCAUCGUGAGGGUGAAGUGGAUGCUGCAAAUGGACAAGCUGCUCCUACAACUUGUUCAACUGCCUCCACCACUCCGACUCCUAACACCCCACACACCCCACACACUCCCUCCUUUGACACCCAACGUAAAAACAUAAAGGCUAUUAUACCCCCACAACUUAUAGAGGAGUCGGAUCACUCAGAGGAGACUCAUAAAUACGCCGUUCACGGCUGGGUGCCUCGCGGUGGCAUCGUCGACGAUAGGAGAUAUCUUUAUGAGAUUUAUGUCAUGAGCAAGAAAAUCGCGGCGAGAAGGUGA
Messenger RNA from Wallemia ichthyophaga EXF-994, 2307 nucleotides. RefSeq lists its product as uncharacterized. The transcript has 2 exons. Gene Ontology annotation, molecular function: GTPase activator activity. The coding region runs from base 1 to 2307 and encodes 768 amino acids. Lineage: Eukaryota; Fungi; Basidiomycota; Wallemiomycetes; Wallemiales; Wallemiaceae. The record is from RefSeq and is a predicted model, not a curated record. Gene Ontology annotation, biological process: regulation of Ras protein signal transduction; mitotic spindle orientation checkpoint signaling. Gene Ontology annotation, cellular component: mitotic spindle pole body; SIN/MEN two-component GAP complex.